AUGGCGGGUGGUGCUGCUAUCAAUGUCUUCCAGUUUAACACAGGAAGUCUGCCUAAAGAAACACUAAACUGGAGGCUAUGGUUUGCAGUGUUCACGUUUGGUAUCAUGGGUGCUGCCCGUGGAGUCGAUGAGGGCCUCAUCACAGGUGUCUUCAAUUCUCAUUCAUUCAAGCAGUCUCUCGGAAUUGAUGAUCUCAACGAGGAUGAGCUGGCCAGUGUCAAGGGUACUGUUUCCUCGAUGGUUCAACUCGGUAGUGUCGCGGGUGCCCUGCUUGCUUUUAUCGUUUGCGAUCGUAUUGGCCGUGUUUGGGCUACUCGUCAGCUUUGUAUCCUCUGGAUUCUCGGUAUCGCCAUCUUCAUAGGGAACAAUGGCAAUAUGGCUGCCGUAUAUGCCGGUCGUUUCAUUGCUGGUAUUGGUAUUGGGCAAACCUGUGUUGUUGGUCCCAUCUACCUUUCAGAAAUAUCCCCCGCUCCUAUCCGUGGUCUUUGCACGUGUAUGUUUACUGGUGCUGUGUACCUAGGUAUCAUGCUUGCCUAUUUUGCCAACUGGGGUACUGAGCUUCAUAUGGGGGAUACCUUCAACCGCUGGGCUGUUCCCACCUCGAUCCAUCUAAUGUUUGCUGGUAUCACUCUUAUACUCUCACUUUUCGUGCUGGAGUCUCCCCGUUUCUACGUCAAGCAGGGACAUCGUGAGAAGGCACUCGGGAUUCUGUGUAGCCUUCGUGGCCUACCAGCCGACCACCCAUACGUCCUUGAUGAGAUGACCGAAAUGGAUGUUGCUUUCCAGGAAGAGAUGGAGGCUACCCUCGGCAUGGGAUGGAAGGGCCUCUUCAAGGAGAUUCUUGGAAUCAAGAGGAACUCGUACCGUCUGUUCCUCACCAAUCUCGCUCAAAACAUGGCGUGCUGGUCUGGUGGCUCCGCCAUUACAGUUUACGCCCCUGAUUUGUUCACACUUGUCGGCAUCACCGGUCAGGAGCAGUCUCUUUUCUCCACUGUGGUCUUUGGAGUCGUGAAAUUUGUUGCUUCUUUAAUCUGUGCUCUAUUCCUUGUCGAUAUGGCCGGUCGGAAACGUUCUCUUAUCAUUGGCAUUGUUUUACAAACCAUUGCCAUGUUCUAUAUCGCCAUUUUCCUCAACAUCGUGCCUAUCGCCAACAACCCUGACUUUUCGCCCAACAAAUCUCAGAAUCAAGCUUCGACUGCCGCCAUUGCGUUUAUCUACAUUUCUGGUGCAGGCUGGGCUCUCGGAUGGAACAGUGGCCAGUACCUGUUGUCAUCUGAGUUGUUUCCUCUUCGCAUUCGUGGUAUCUGUUCGUCUAUCACCAUGGCCAUGCAUUUCGUCUGCCAGUACGCCGUCAACCGCGCCUUGCCUGAGAUGCUGCUUGUUGAUAAGGGCCUCGGUCCUGCGGGGACCUUUUACUUCUUUGGCGUCGUUUCCGUCCUUGGUGGUGUAUGGGUUUGGCUCUUUGUGCCUGAGGCCGCGGGUCGCAGUCUCGAGACUAUCGACAAAAUGUUUGAUCUUCCCUGGUAUAGGAUUGGUCUCUACGGAAGGAAGUUUGCCGAGGAGCAUGACCGUGCACAAGAGGAUAUCCGCCAGAACGAGAAACUUGGUCAAGGCGCAGUGACUACCCACCACGAAAAUGCCUAG
This is a messenger RNA of Penicillium argentinense, 1644 nucleotides long. Its product is annotated as Major facilitator superfamily domain general substrate transporter. Gene Ontology annotation, biological process: carbohydrate transport; transmembrane transport. The coding region runs from base 1 to 1644 and encodes 547 amino acids. The record is from RefSeq and is a predicted model, not a curated record. Gene Ontology annotation, cellular component: membrane. Gene Ontology annotation, molecular function: carbohydrate:proton symporter activity. Lineage: Eukaryota; Fungi; Ascomycota; Eurotiomycetes; Eurotiales; Aspergillaceae. The transcript is spliced from 4 exons.